Eutrema salsugineum is the source of this 1850-nucleotide messenger RNA. RefSeq lists its product as uncharacterized. Lineage: Eukaryota; Viridiplantae; Streptophyta; Magnoliopsida; Brassicales; Brassicaceae. The transcript has 2 exons. Bases 426 to 1253 code for a protein of 275 amino acids. The record is from RefSeq and is a predicted model, not a curated record.
GAUCCAAAAAUUGCUGUCUUUUUCCAAAUUAUUUUCUACAGAGCACUUUUUUCCAAUUUCGAUGGGGAAGUGGAGCUGUUCAGCAACAGUUACUCUUAUACAUCGUUAAUCUCCGUAGUGGGGAGAGAUCUCCAUUAUGAGAGCAAUCCAGGAGAUCAAUCUGGGAAUCAACGAUGAACCAGUGGCACUUCCAAGAUCGGUGUGUAGAGAAGCUGUUCGGGUCAACCAAUUUUCACUGAUGGGCCAACCGCUGAUACCACGUCGACAAAAGAUUUGUGCAAUCAUUGCCUUCUUCCCGAGAAUGUGGGGUCUCAACGGUAUCAUUUCAGCCCGACUAAUUGAAUGUAGGAUGUAUCAGUUUUUGUUUCCUUCGGACAUUGAUGCAAUCAGUCCUGAAUUGAGGACCUUGGGCUUUUAACGACCAUAUGACGAUCCUUACAAGAUGGAGUCCAACGAUGAAUGAAUUGGAUCUCAAUUUCAUUCCAUUAUGGGUGCAAAUAACGGGAAUACCACUGCAAUUCCUGACACAAGGAAUCAUCAACCAUAUUGCAGGCGUCAUGGCGGGAUCAACAGAUCAAGUGCUGGAAAUGGAUUUCGAUCUGGAAGCAGUUAAGGCAGUGGAAUUUGUGAGAGUGAAACUCAACUGGAACGUGGAUCUCCCUCUGCGUUUCCAGAGGAACUUUCAGUUCUCACCAUGGGUUAACACUACCCUAAAAUUCCUGUACGAAAGGCUGAGAGGUUUCUGUGAAGUGUGUGGGAUGCUUACACAUGACACGGGAGCAUGCGUCCACCACAAUCCCAAUCCAGACCAGGAUGACAAUCAUAACCAUGGUGAUGGCAAUGAUGGGAAUCAGGGAGAUGCAGAAGAUGGAGGACCGGUGAAUAUGGAUCACGAGGAGGUUCCAAACCAGAUGGAAGCGGCUGCAGAUGGCCAAAUUAAUGAAGCAGAUGCAGAUGAUAAUUACGGUGAUGACAAUGAGGCAAUGGGCCAUCCAAGUGAAACUAAAGAUGAAGAGCUCUUACCUUUCACCGAUGAGAACUUCCAAGUGUGUAUGGAAGCCUUUGUUCGAGAGAGAACUAUCUUUAUGGGAGAUGAUGGGGAGCAUAGAAAGCAGAAUUUCAUUGCUUCUCUGUUUCUUGAAGGUGAAAGGCAAGCAAAUCCAACAAAGAAUCCUAGCUCCACCAUGGAGAUGGAGAUGGAACAUGGUGAAACAAGUGGGUACUCACGUCCAAAUGCAGAGGUUGAUUUAUAACAUGUUAUGGCGGAUUAUCAACUGGCACUUGAGGAGUAUGAAGCAGCGAAGCAAAGUCACACAAGGGAACUCCGGAAGAGAAGGUUUGUGGAGAAUCUGAUCAAUGGAAUGUUUACGCAAGAUACCACUGCUGAGGUACACACUCCGUCUCCAUCUGAUCAGUCUCAUACUCAAGGUGAAAGUGGAAAAAGACAACAACUGGAUGGUGUGUGAUGAGGGCAUAUACCACAAGCUCUACCUAUACCAACUGUGAGACAAGGACCAAGAACAAGGUAAGGAACUAGAGUCUUGUGUGAGGAGUUAAAUCAAGCCAUUGAAGCGUUACUUAGUAUCUACGAGCAAGAAGACUCUUUGUACCCAAGCUUUAAGGCCAUGGUCCAAGAAAGAAGCCUGGAAGAGCCUAAUGAAGAAGAAGCCUAUCUUAUACAAGACGGUCCAACAACUGAAUUGCCACUUCUCCGACCCAACAAAGAAGUGUAUCUAUUCAGCAUCAGCAUCACGCCAACUUAAGACCAUCCUAGCCGUCCAAUCUACCAAGGUAAACUAAUGAAUACAAUUAUAUUCUUGCCUAACUUGGUUUUCUGUCUUUGGUUUGUU